AUGGCUCGCCGGCUCAUCUGGCAAGCCCUCCUCGGCGUCACACUCAUUUGCGCCGCCGCACUCUUUCUCUGGCUGGCCACGGCGGAAACUCCGCUGUACAAGUUUGUCCCUGCUGCUCUGGAUCGCCACUCGCAGCCGGAAGCAGCAGCUCCUCCUUCAAAGUUCUACCAAUUCGACACAACCUCCCAAUUCUUGCUGGGUGGCAGCGCAACAGACCAUUCCAAGGAAACCCUGUGCAAAUCGUUUCCUCAUGAAUUGCUUCGCGACAUUCAGCCUGUCCUGAAGACCGGCCAUGGCGUCGUUCAUUCGAGAGUGCAGAACUCAAUCGACAGCUGCUCUGCCUGCCUCGACAAUGUAUUGAUACUCUCUGAUUUUGAUGAAGAGUUGAAUGGUCGCGCCGUGAUUGAUGUUAUUGGAGACCUCCCUCCUGCCGAUCUCGAACAAGAACAGCUAGUGCCAUACAAGGCGCUCAACGGACUUCCAGUCAACGGCACCAUUCUGGACUCCAACAUAUCCAAUGGAGAAGCCUGGGGGUUGGACAAAUUCAAGUUCCUGCUGGGCAUCAGUCGAGCGUGGCAAAUGCGUCCGGAGCGACGCUGGUAUGUCUUUUACGAAGGCGACACCUUCGUAGUGUGGGAUAAUGUCUUCAGGUUUCUUGAGAAUUUCGAUCCGGACACACCACAUUAUUUUGGAUCACCUUCACCAGGCCGAAGGGAUCAUGAUACAGUGACCUGGUUCGCAAAUGGUGGUCCGGGGUACAUCCUCAGCCGAGCAGCCAUGAAAAGGCUCAUCAAGGACGACUGGGACAAGACUACGGGCGUCUAUCUUGGCAGCAAGCUCACUUCCAAGUACCGGGGCGAUUUGCUAGGCGACUGUUGUGGCGACAGCAUUCUUGGGUGGGCUCUUUGGAAGGCAGGGGUUUCCCUUGAGGGCAUUUGGCCGAGUAUGAAUCCGCAUCCUGUUCACGGGGUACCAUUCUCGGAUCUGCAUUGGUGUCAGCCUGUGCUUAGCAUGCACAAACUACACGAAAAGGAUAUGUUAGAUCUGUGGCAAUGGGAAUGGACCAAUCGACAAAGACACCGACCUCUUUUGUACCGUGAUCUUGCCAUGACCUUCCUCGACUUGACCAAUACGACCAUACGUCAAGAUUGGGACAAUGCAGAUUGGGACGGGUUUCCUGCACCCGAUGAAGGCAAUCCCCAUGCUUCAACCGACGCAUGUGCACUGGCAUGUCAGAAUCACGGCGGAUGCUUUCAAUGGACGUACAACCGUCGAAGAUGCACCUUUGUGAGAUCUUUUCGCUUGGGCGGUGCCAAAGAACCUUUUGUGAGCAAAGGGCCGGAAGACGAGGUUUGGAGCGCAGAGGAGCGGAGAUUCACAGCCGGCUGGGCUACGACUAAGAUUCAGAAAUGGGCCGAUGAGAGACCAUGCGAUGUAAUCGAAUGGGUUCGGCCUAGUAUCGAGAGGRUACUAUAG
Messenger RNA from Ramularia collo-cygni, 1476 nucleotides. RefSeq lists its product as uncharacterized. Gene Ontology annotation, molecular function: glycosyltransferase activity. The record is from RefSeq and is a predicted model, not a curated record. Gene Ontology annotation, cellular component: membrane. Lineage: Eukaryota; Fungi; Ascomycota; Dothideomycetes; Mycosphaerellales; Mycosphaerellaceae. The transcript has 3 exons. Bases 1 to 1476 code for a protein of 491 amino acids.